Molecule: messenger RNA, 2640 nt
Organism: Chenopodium quinoa (quinoa)
Lineage: Eukaryota; Viridiplantae; Streptophyta; Magnoliopsida; Caryophyllales; Amaranthaceae
Product: probable receptor-like protein kinase At5g18500
Exons: 8
Coding region: 625-2151 (508 amino acids)
Biological process (GO): protein phosphorylation
Molecular function (GO): ATP binding; protein kinase activity
Source: RefSeq, a predicted model, not a curated record
AAAGAGAAAUCCCAAAGAAUACCUUCCAAUCCAAUCUCAAUACUUCGCUUUUACUGUUUGUGACCCCAAAUUUUUGUCUCAUCACCUACCACUGAUAACUCCACACCCACCACUCUCUCUCCUCUUUCUCUCUCCUUCACACAACCAUUUUUCACAGAUAUACUCUCACUUCCCUUAAAUUUAUAUCAUAAUUUUAAUUUUUUCCCCAAAUUAAUUUUUAUUUUCCCAUGUUCCUGUUCUUCCCACCUGAAAAAUACCACCUUUCUUGUUGCCAUUUCUGGGAUUUUAGGGUUUUUACUGUUGAUUAUUUUUCCCAACUAGUGUGGUGGGAGAAAGCUCCAUUUCAGCUUAGAUUUAAUCAAUUUUUGCCUUUUCCUGUCAUACCCAGAAAUUAUUUACAAUAAUAUAUAAUAAAUUUAACCUUCCCUUUUGUUUUAAGUUAGAGUUUUCUGAAAGUUCAUUCAGUUUUGUAUGAAGGUACUGUAGUUUUAAUGGUUGUCCCACUUAAUGGGCUUUGCAGAAUUUCUUGUUGGAGAUCCAAGUUGGGUUUUUUUUUGGUGUGAUUAAUUGGGUUUUGUGAUCUUAAUUUCACAUUUCAAUCUCAGGUAUUUUGGCUUCUGGAAAAUGGGUGAUCUUAAUGCUCAGUUAUCUAAAAAGGUUUUUUUCGGCUUAAAGGUCUGGGAAGUAAUUGGGAUUGUUGUUGGACUGUUCAUCAUUAUUAUAAUUGCCCUCAUACCUCUAUGCCUGCGCAAGAAAGCUAGGAGAGCUAAAGGAAAUAUACCCGUUACUCAAAUCCCUUCGGUAUCCAAAGAAAUUAAAGAAAUUCGGGUUGAGCACAUAGCAACGAAUGCUUAUGUUCCUAAUGAAGGGAACUUUAUGACACUCAAGGACAAAUUCAGUGACAGGGAAUCUGAUAAGGUGGCCGUCCAUGGAGAUUCGGGGAAAAUGAGAAACGGAGAUGUUAGCAGCCAGUCGGGAUCAUUUCAUCGUUUGGAAACAGGUGGUUCCAUAUCAGGGGAUGAAGGGGGCUCUGGGUCAUAUCUUAUGUACAAACCAUCUUCCUCUCAUCCAAUCACAGCUCCUUCUCCACUUUGUGGUCUGCCUGAAUUUUCGCAUCUGGGUUGGGGUCACUGGUUUACGUUAAGGGAUCUUGAGGUUGCAACAAACAGAUUUGCAAAGGAAAAUGUCAUUGGUGAAGGUGGAUAUGGAAUAGUAUACAAAGGAAGCUUGGUCAACGGUACCCCUGUAGCUAUAAAGAGAAUUCUUAAUAACCUAGGCCAAGCUGAGAAGGAAUUUAGAGUUGAAGUGGAAGCCAUUGGUCACGUUCGUCAUAAGAAUCUAGUCAGACUGUUGGGUUAUUGUGUUGAAGGAACUCACAGGAUGUUAGUGUAUGAGUAUGUUAAUAAUGGCAACUUAGAGCAAUGGCUUCAUGGUGCCAUGCGUCAACAUGGAUAUCUGACUUGGGAGGCCCGGAUGAAAGUGCUGCUUGGCACAGCCAAAGCUCUUGCCUAUUUGCACGAGGCAAUUGAGCCAAAAGUUGUACAUCGAGAUAUCAAGUCGAGCAAUAUUUUAAUUGAUGUAGAUUUCAACGCAAAGGUAUCUGAUUUUGGCCUUGCUAAACUUCUUGGUGCUGGGAAGAGUCAUGUAACAACUCGAGUUAUGGGAACAUUUGGAUAUGUGGCACCUGAGUACGCAAACACUGGACUUUUGAACGAGAAGAGUGAUGUCUAUAGCUUUGGGGUCUUGGUCUUGGAGGCAAUUACCGGAAGAGAUCCUGUGGAUUAUGGGCGUCCACAGCAGGAGGUAAAUUUGGUUGAUUGGCUUAAAAUGAUGGUGGGAAGCCGGCGGUCUGAGGAAGUUGUGGACCCAAAUAUUGAAGCAAAGCCGUCAACAAGGGUACUGAAGCGUGCUCUGCUCACUGCGCUGAGGUGCGUUGAUCCAGACUCUGACAAGAGACCCAAGAUGGGCCAGGUUGUUCGUAUGCUUGAAUCAGAGGAGUAUCCCAUACCUAGAGAGGAUUGCCGACACAGAAGGGCUCGGGCAAAUAGUGCAGAGAUUGAAUCCUCCCAGAGGGAUUUAUCGGACACAGACAAAAGUGAUAAUCCAGACUCGAAGUCAGAUGGAAGAAGGCUCCCACGAGCAUCAGGAUAAACUUGCACGCUAUUCAUGUAAGAGGAUCAUGAUGGGCUGAUUCCUGUGAUUUUGUCACUCAGAUGCUUCCGGCCAACAACCGGCACUGCCAUAUAUAUAUAAAAAAAUUUCUUCUGUUUCUUCUUAUCUCGAGCGCUGGUGGAGGGGAGUUCUACUGUAGAAGUCUGUCUAUUUUUUUGUCUGUAUCAUUUUUUCCCCUUGGCUUCUUAAUUUUUCUUCUUCUUUUUUUUUUUUUUUUAGUAUUAGGUAGACAUAUUAAUUUGUGUAUGAAAGUGGUACGGUGAGAAGUUAUGAACUCUUUUUUUUUGUUAUAAUUUAGAGAGGGGGGGGGGGGGGGAGGAGGGGUUGUACAGAAGUACAGUCAUUCUAAGCAAUUCAAAUUUGUUUUAUGUACUGUGCUUGUGCUUUUUCCAUUGAGAUUUGAGAUAUGAAUAUGAUAGUAUUAGAUACGAUUUCAUCAAUAGUGAUAAACUGAUGGUGUCAAGCCAA